Euleptes europaea (tarantolino) is the source of this 1228-nucleotide messenger RNA. It is a transcript of the gene PAQR4, whose product is annotated as progestin and adipoQ receptor family member 4. Gene Ontology annotation, cellular component: membrane. The transcript has 3 exons. The coding region runs from base 26 to 844 and encodes 272 amino acids. Lineage: Eukaryota; Metazoa; Chordata; Lepidosauria; Squamata; Sphaerodactylidae. The record is from RefSeq and is a predicted model, not a curated record. Gene Ontology annotation, molecular function: signaling receptor activity.
CUGACCCCGGGGGGGGAGCCCGGCCAUGGCCUUCCUGGGGGGGCCCCGGCUCCUGGACUGGGCCAGCUCCCCCCCACACCUGCAAUUCAACCGCUUCGUGCUGACGGGCUACCGGCCGGUCAGCUCCGGGUCCGGCUGCCUCCGCAGCCUCUUCUACCUGCACAACGAGCUGGGCAACAUUUACACCCACGGUAUCCCUCUGCUGGGGUUUCUCUUCGUGAUGCCCUUGACCAUUCCAUGGGCCCGCAUCUCAGUAGCAUGGCUAGGAAUAGCACACUACCUGGCUUGUAUCUUCCCACAGCUGGGCAGUGUGCUUUACCACCUCUUCAUGAACCACGAGGGAGGCCCGGCCGUUUACCACACCUUGCUCACCCUUGACAUGUGUGGGGUAUGCAUGGUCAACACCUUGGGUGCUUUGCCCAUCAUAUAUUGCACGCUGGCCUGCAACCCUUUUCCCCGUGCCGUCGCCCUGCUGGCCUACACAGCCCUUUCCACCUAUGCCAUCAUUUGCGCAGUGACUGCCCGCUCCAGUGUGCGGCGUCUGCAGUCCUUCGCCUGGCAGGCCCUCUUCCGCUUCUUCUUCUUCUACCUACGCUGGGUGGGACUGGGCACCGGCCACCCUUCCUCUCUGCGUUUGUACCUUGUAAUGGAUGGCUUAGCCCUCCUCGGGGGCGUCAUCAACAUCUCCAGAGUACCCGAGCGCUGGAAGCCGGGCCGCUUUGACUACUGGUUCAACAGCCAUCAGAUUAUGCACGUUCUGGUGGUGGUCAGCAUCCUCUAUCUCCACUGGGGUGUAGUAGCUGAUCUACAGUGGAUUGCCAACUAUGCCUGCCCGACGGAAUGACCGCAACGUGGCCACCCCUUUCCACAGAAGAACUCCACUGAUCGAGAUGGGAGGACUUCUGAGGUGUGGGCCGUUAAGUCCAUUGUUCAAAGUCUUCUACAAGGGCUGAUGGACAUGGAAGAACACAUGUAGUGUCUUCUGGAUAGAACCUGCUUGGGUUUUGUUCCUAGGGGCUGUAUUUUUCCAUUGGUUGAAUACUUGCGGAUCAACACCUGUGGGAUUUGGAUGCUUCCAGUUAUACAACAAUGGAUUUCCAUUGGUUGAGGUGCUUCUAGAACAGCUUGUGAUGUUCAGCUGUUCUUCCAAAUUACCACCAAGGUGAGAUGGGGAAAGUGGACAAUGGUUCUUUGAUGGUUGAUGUUCAAUCUUCUAUGCUGUAGGAAA